Molecule: messenger RNA, 3730 nt
Organism: Lineus longissimus
Lineage: Eukaryota; Metazoa; Nemertea; Pilidiophora; Heteronemertea; Lineidae
Product: thyrotropin-releasing hormone receptor-like
Exons: 4
Coding region: 476-1534 (352 amino acids)
Biological process (GO): G protein-coupled receptor signaling pathway
Cellular component (GO): plasma membrane
Molecular function (GO): G protein-coupled receptor activity
Source: RefSeq, a predicted model, not a curated record
ACUGUGUCGGGCGAGGAAACCAAUAUUUGCCGGGGGUGAUCACAAAUCGGUCUUAUGAAGACAAAAUCACAAGUAGAAGACCGGUAGAUCUCUUUAACGAGUUUAAGGAUGCAGAACAGACAUUUGCCGCGUUUGAAACACAGUUACCUGAUACCUACUUUAAAGACUGCAUGAAGUGGUUGCACCAACAUACAUUCGCUUUAUCAACAUGCAUACAAAGAGAAAAAUAGGUAACGUUAUUCCAGCCUGGAACACUACUCCUCUCAAAAUUUCUGUUUUUUAUCGGCAUCUGCGAUCACAUUACACUAUACGCCUUCUCAUACAACAAGGAGCGGCCGCGGAAACGUUGAGCCGAAAUCUGAGUUAAUACUAAAGUUCAUUCAUGGCCGCUCGAGUGACGCUGUAUUAGUUGCAGUAAUUUGGACUCCAUCCAGAUUUCAAAGGUGAGAGAGGACUUCUACACGUCAACGCAUGAAUGCGUAGCCCAGAGAUAAGACUUGCCCCGAUGGAGAACGAUUCGAGCUCAACAUUCUCCGUGACACGCGCGGGUGACACGCCCAGCGAAACACCAGACUACCAAUUUCUCAUAACCUUCUUCGUUUUCCUGACGCAAUAUUUUUGGAUCGUGCCAGUGGUGUUAGGCGUUCCCGGAAAUGUUCUAUCCAUCUUCGUGGCAAAUAGAAAGCACAACCGGGCGCUGUCCCCGUGCAUCUACAUGAAGGCAAUGGCCGUGGCGGAUAUGCUCGUACUCAUCCAGCAGGCUAUCGGGCUUCCAUUGCUAUAUACUGAUAUUGGUGCACAGAUUGUCUACAGGAGGGAUAUCAUUCAUAAAUGCCAUGUGUACAUUUAUUUCACGUGUGCCAUGCUCUCGGGGUUUUUCCUGGCUGAGAUGAGCGUUGACCGUCUGAUUGCGGUGAGGUUCCCAAUGGCUGCCCCGCGAAUCUGCACCACCUCCAGGGCCAUCAAGACCGUCAUCAUCACUGCCAUUUUCGGCAUCAUCUUUAACUUCCAGCUUCCUUUUGUGAUGGUUUAUGUUAAGGACCCCGUUUCAGGAGCUGAGGCAUUAUUAUUCGACGUUCCAAAUAAUAAAGCAGUAGAAAUCUUCGCCUCUUUAUCACAAACACUUUUAGGGACAGUUUUCCCAUUCAUUAUCAUAUUUGGGAGCAACGUUAUCAUCAUAAUUGCAGUCAAAUCAGCUUCGGAGAAAAGAGCCAAGAUGAGCGAAGGCCAAGGUCAAGGGAACCGGAAAGAGGAACAGCACUUAACGCGCAUGCUCAUUUUCGUCAGCUGCGCGUACGUCGUGUCGUCACUACCGUUUCGACUUUAUAUUUUAUUGAUAGACAUACCGGAAAUAGGUUGGAUUUACAACAUGGAUGACACCUACUGGAAUCUUCGUUAUGCUGUACAAGGAUUUUUCGUAUUCGAUGUUUGGUUAUUUAAUUAUGCUAUCAACUUUUAUUUAUACUGCAUAGGGGGUGGUGUAAAAUACAGACGAGAUGCCAAGGACGUUUGCAAAGAGUUGGUUUCAUGUUGAUUUUGGCAAAACACAAUGAUCUGUUGAUCGAUGGGCUAUUGCUGCAAUCAAUAUUUGAACAUUUCCGCCGAAAGGCUUGUUUAGUCGAAGAGUUACGUUAUCAAAAUUGAUUCAUAUGCUGGCUAUACAGGGGCAGUAAUGAAAAUGAAACCGAGACACUCAAAACAAACGCAAUAUGCAUAAUUAUAAUUCUUUAUCAGUCGCUUUGUGAACCAUCUCACCGAAAGGCUCGUUUAACUUCAUGAUUACGUAAUCAAAGUUUAUCGAUUUAGACAGUCACUUUAGACCUCAUCGGAGGCAGUAUAAAAUACAGGAGAUACGCUGUGAGAUUCUGUAUUAUAUGGGAUUGGUAAUUCCUUUUUAAUAAAAAAAAACAUUAUCUGCAGAAACUAAUGGGCUGAUUCAGUCAAGUUGUGAAGUCUGUUGCCCCAAACCUGUUUGGCAUUUUCCGCAAAGCGCCCUUCAAACGUGCAAUUUAAUCGCUGCGACAUGCGAUUAAAAUCAAAUUCGUCGAUAAUCGCUCAUUUGCAGUGAGACGAGAGAUCCUUGAGUCGCACGUUGCAGUGAUUAUAUAUCGCGGGUACAUCUACUCGGCCAUCAGCUCUAUAGUACUAUGGUGUGAUUUACAACUUUGCGGAAAUAUGUCCGUUUUUAAUUGUUGAUUACAAAUGUAAAGCUCAAAUUUUCCAUUUUUGAUUAUAUUUAUUGUAAAAUCGCUAAAUGUAAACCACCGCGACCGCGAAAAUGUUCUUGUCAACAUUGUUGUGACGUCAUCAACGAAAACGGCAUCGAAGCGAGCCGUCCGGCGGGAUUAAACCAUCAAUUUCUCGAAAAUGUGCAUUUCUAUUCGAAAACCUUACCGAUUUAUGAGAAAGUGACGUAGUCAUUUGUCAAAAUCAGCUAAAACAUUAUAUGGUGAAAUUUGACACGAGUUAUCCUUUAAACUACGGUUCAACUAAACUGUGGUCAUUGGAUCUGCCGUGAUGAAGCAAUCCGGGGGGGGGUGACAUGAACAGCUCCCAGCUAAAUUUACCGCGGAUAUAAAGGUUUAAAACCUUAAAUUGAAAUCGCGCGAAAAGCUUUUCUCCCGGCGACAGAAUCUCAUUACACUGGUGCCAUCCAGAACUUCAGGUCAACACUUGGCACUAACGACCGAGCUCAGUAACAUGUGCGAGGGGAGGAGCAUACGACUGACCCUGGUUUUCGAGGAUGCGCAGGUCUGCUCUUGGAGUGAACUACAAACCUGGCCGACACCAUUGCCGAUUAGUUGGACACUUUUAAGACAGAGGGCAGCACAAUAUGUUGCCGGACUGCCAGUAAAUCUCAUUGUCGCAUUCGUAUAUCAUUAUCAUAUUCUAGUCCGUGUUACUUCCAUUCCGAGACACAUUUUUCGAGGACUAUGAUAUGACUCAUUCUUCAGUUGAUACCAUGGCAUCAUGCCACGGUCAGUGAAUGAUAGAAUUCCAGGGAAUUGACAACAAUCAGAAGAGAGACAGUGUCAACCCGAUUGUCACAACCUGUCCCGGCUAUAGGGACACUCGAUACGACAGUUGGUAUGUGCAGUCACAGACGGACACGGCAGCCCGUGAUUUACCCAUACAUGGGUAGGGAUUGCGAGCCAUGCUCCAAGCAGACAUGAUACUCAAGCAUAUCAACUAUCGAUGUUACAAUGACAAGAGUUCCGAUCAUAAGCGGGGAGGGUGGUCGGGGGCUUGCCUAGCUUAAAGUACCAAGGGUGCAGAUCGGGGACCAGCCCGGAGUGAUGUACCCAGUGUCUGAUCGGGUGCUUGCCCAGGAUAAUGUGUUCAAGGUUGCAGAUCGGGAGCUUGCCCAGGAUGAUGUACCAAGGGUGCAGAUUGGGAUGUUGUCUAGGAUAAUGUGCCCUAUGUACAGAUCGGGGACAUGCCCAAGAUGAUGUACCCAGGGUGCAGAUUAAGAGCUUGCCCUGGAUGAUGUACCCUAUGUACAGAUCGGGGCAUGCCCAAGAUGGUGAACCCUAGUGGGUUACAGAUAAAGGAAUGACGCAUUUCUCUUUAAAUUCCUUUUCAUGGUCGUCGUCUAUUGACGAAAACACUAAGAGGAACAUUAAAAAUGUUACACCAGUGAGAGAUGCCCUGUAUAUGACGUAACGUUUUAUGUCACAUUCAAGUGAACUCGAGACCCUGUCGAAUAACGGCUCGUGGUGUCUUCAGCGUG